Messenger RNA from Ornithodoros turicata, 819 nucleotides. RefSeq names its product cold-inducible RNA-binding protein B-like. Gene Ontology annotation, biological process: positive regulation of mRNA splicing, via spliceosome. The transcript has a single exon. The coding region runs from base 129 to 773 and encodes 214 amino acids. Gene Ontology annotation, cellular component: spliceosomal complex. The record is from RefSeq and is a predicted model, not a curated record. Lineage: Eukaryota; Metazoa; Arthropoda; Arachnida; Ixodida; Argasidae. Gene Ontology annotation, molecular function: RNA binding.
CGACACAGCACGCAGAGCCGCGCGCCAGAGCGACGAAGACGACGGACAGAACGUUCUCAGAGAGCGGACCGGGUGGUUUAGCAGCGAGCGUUUAACGACCAGCAUCGCAUGCCGUGAUCCGCCGGAGCAUGUCCGCCGCUGCCAGCCCCCCACGGCCGAGCGCCGGCACGACGGCUGGACGAAUCUUCGUCGGCGGCUUGGAUUGCGUCAUGUCCAGAGAAGACCUGGAGCGGGAGUUCGGCAAGUACGGAAAGCUCAAGGAAGUCUGGAUGGCGCAGAACCCGCCGGGAUUCGCUUUCGUCGAGUUCGAGGAAAACUCCCGCGUGGACGACGCAGUGAAAGAGAUGAACGGCACCAUAGUCAACGGGGCCCUCCUCCGUGUGGAGCGGGCCAGGGACAAAGCUCGGAAGACGGCCAGAGGUGGGGCUUCCUUUCGAAGGCUACGACGUGGAGGUUCCUAUCAGGGCUUCGCCAAUGACCGGAAGGUUCGCAGGGCUCCUACUCCGACGUCACCCACGGGACCGCCUGCCCAGCCACUGGCACCCUACCCUAGUGCAUCGUACGCGCGUGGCGGCUACGGCGUGCCCUAUGCUGGUGCUUGGGACCCGACCGCCUACGCGGCACCGUCUCCGUAUUACGCGGCUCCUCCUGCCUACGGAGCGUACUACGGAGACUUCUACGGGAUGGGCGCAUUGGCUACGCCUGGCAUGCCGACGAUGGCAGCCGCCUGCGAUCCUGCUUCGUUCCAGCCUCAGGACUAUGGGCAAAUGUGAACGCUCCUUGUGUGUACAUAUAAAGCAGUGUGUUUUUGGAUAUUCA